Molecule: messenger RNA, 2251 nt
Organism: Diospyros lotus (date-plum)
Lineage: Eukaryota; Viridiplantae; Streptophyta; Magnoliopsida; Ericales; Ebenaceae
Product: protein indeterminate-domain 12
Exons: 3
Coding region: 724-2028 (434 amino acids)
Cellular component (GO): nucleus
Molecular function (GO): DNA-binding transcription factor activity
Source: RefSeq, a predicted model, not a curated record
CUCUCUCUCUCUCUAUCUCUCUCUGGGAGAAGAAUUCUUUGCUUUUUCUUGGUUUUAAUUUUAAUUUCUCAGCUGCCUGAGUCUGUCACUGUAAUCAUCACCUUCUGUGCACCAUCUCUCUCUACCAUUGAUAUCUGAUAAUGUUUCUUUUGAAAGCUUUGUCUCUUUUUAUUCACGUAUAAGGUUAACGGGUGGUGCCGAUUCUUGAAGAGAGACCCGCUCCUUGUCUGUUUUUUCCCAUGUUUUUGAUCGCAUGAUCAUGAUGGCCCUAGGAGAGGUCGAUCGGGAAUUGGAUACGGAGAGAUAUAUAUAAUCUGAAUUUCGUCGCAGAGAGUUUUUCAGAGAAAGCAAUCCCAUGGCUUGAUUGCUAGCUAGAUAGCGACCCAAAUUAAGAACCGCCCCCAUCAUCACGAGAUUUUUCCGUUGCCACCUGUUCAUGAACAAAAAAACGCUUCUGCUGCUGCUUAUCGCUUAGUUGUACCCAAGGCCCGGGAUUCUCUUUUUUUGGGUUGUUCUUCACUGUCUCUUAAUUUGUUGUUUUCUUCCAAAAGAAGACCCUAGUGGGUUUCCUUUUGUCAUCACAGAAAAGGCUCGCUCGCUCGCUCUCGUGGUGCUUGAAAUCAAACAAAAAAGAAAGAGACCGGAGAUAGAUCAGUAGCAGCAGUAGUAAUAGUUGUAGUGAAUUUGCUUUCUUUUUCUCCGUUGGAGUCUUCUUCAAGGACCAUGUUUCCUUCACCGCUCAUCUCUAACUCCACUUCCUUGUCUGAAGAAGCAACCAGUUUUCCCUCCGGUUUGGGCGGCUUAAAUCCCACUGUUUCCACCCUCUCUAUCCAGCAGCCACAGAAGAUCAAGAAGAAGCGGAGCCUGCCCGGAAACCCAGACCCAGAUGCCGAAGUGAUCGCAUUAUCUCCGAAGACCCUUCUGGCUACCAAUAGAUUCGUGUGUGAGAUCUGCAACAAGGGGUUUCAGAGAGACCAGAACCUCCAGCUUCACAGAAGGGGCCACAACCUCCCAUGGAAGCUCAAGCAACGAAACAGCAAAGAGAACCGAAAGAAGGCCUACGUUUGCCCCGAGCCUUCUUGCGUUCACCACCACCCUUCUAGGGCGCUCGGCGAUCUCACCGGCAUCAAGAAACACUUCUGCAGAAAACACGGCGAGAAGAAGUGGAAGUGUGAGAAGUGCUCCAAGGUCUAUGCCGUCCAAUCCGAUUGGAAAGCUCACUCCAAAACCUGUGGGACUCGAGAGUAUCGAUGUGAUUGCGGAACCCUCUUCUCCAGGAAGGAUAGCUUCAUUACCCACAGAGCAUUCUGUGAUGCCCUGGCUGAAGAAAGUGCUAGAAUGUCAGCAAGCCAGAUGGGAAUGAAUAUUACAAACCUCCCCAUUAACAAUGCCCAGCCCUUCCACCAGCCACCACCCCUCUUCCCUUUCUCCACCCAAAACCACCACCACCUCUUCCCAAAUUCCCAACAAGCUCAAGCAGCUGUUGACAUGUCUCUUAACACUUGGGACCAGCCCCAAAACCCUAAACCUAGCCACCUCAACCAAACCCCAAUCCACAUCAAGCCUGAAGCCAUCCACAUGCCCAUCCCACCACGACCACGGCCACCCAUCGUCUCGGCCCCGUUUUUCCAAGACCCGCCACCGGCAACACUAACCCACAAGAACCACCUCCAUGCGGGCUCAUCAAGCAGUGCCGCCACCUCAGCCCACCUCUCAGCCACUGCUCUCCUCCAGAAGGCCGCCAGCUUUGGUGCACAACCAGUUGGCCACGUAGCCUCCGCCAUGACCCAGUUGGAAAUGGGCUCCGGCACCGGAAUAAUGCCGCCGGAGUAUCUGGGGUUCACGUCCAACUGGCAGAAAAGCGACAGCCUGACCAGGGACUUUCUGGGCUUGACAAGGGAUCAGUGUGGCGGCGGAGGUGGCGGCGGCGACGAGAGGUUUGUUCUGUCGUUCCCAGCUGCGGGGAGAGCGGAGGUCCCGACGCUGUUCAAGGCUCAAAGCUUCUCGGAAACAUGGGGGAAUUGCUAGAAAAGCUGGCCUCGCAGGGAUGAUGAAAAACAGUAAUCGGAGAUCCAAACAGAAAGAACAAGAACUUUUGCCCUUUAUUUUCCCCGUCUUUCCCUUACAUAAAUUUCAUGUUUUGUUUUGUUUUAUUUUUCUUCUUCUUGGUCGGAAAUUUGCUAUCUAAGAGGGAUUUGCUGACUUUUAUCUUUCAUGAAUCUUAAUUAAUUUUCGUGCUUCUUUUCUCUUA